AUGCCCGGCGUUGUUAAAUCUACGGCUUGCCAGGCGUGCAAGCUCCGUAAAAUCAAGGCAAGCUAUGAGACCCAGAACCUGCAACGGUUGAGCGACAUGGCUAACCUUUUUUCCUUUGGCGCUGAAUCUAGUGUGAUCAAAAUUGGCCAGCAUGUACGCAGUGUACCCGGAAACACUUGACAUGUUCUGGGCCAAGCUCCCUUCUCAAGUUUGUCAAUAACGACCAGAACCAGGUCCAAAGAGAUCUCCCAAUAGAGCAUGCGGAGGGCUCGGGGGUUUUGAAACUCCGUCAAAGCAGACCAUAUCGCUUGCCUAAGAGAAACAAAGAUCCCUCGGGGGCUGAGAGCCAAUCCCCACAAGCUCUUGGUCACUACAACGCCUUUCGUUUUCAAACCUCGACCCCCCGCGCGGAUCUCACCACGAGGGCGGACCGUGUUGCCUCCCGCCUCGUCCACCACAUUAAGGGCGAGCGAGACUGGGGUUGGGUCUUCUCGAUGCAGUACCUCCAGCACUUGCCGAAACGGCUGUCAGAAAGCCCAAGCCUGCGAGACACGGUGGCCCUCUUUUGCUCUGUAUUGGGAGACUACCGUCGUGGCAGGGAGGCGAGUGAGUUCCUAACUCUUCCUUCCUACGGCAAGGCUCUCAAUAGCCUGCGGAGGGCGUUAAAGACAGGUCAAGGUUUGAAGAUCGAGACUGUGGCAUCGAUUAUGAUGCUGGAGCGUACGGAGAGCGUAUUUGAUCGAGGGCGUAAUAAUAUAUGCCUGACACAUACAGAGGCCAUUGCGACCAUGAUUCAAAAGAUAGGGCCUCCGAGGGCUGAUAAUCAACUUCACCUUGGUUUGGUUAGUGACAGCUAUGGUACCUUGGUAUGUCGAUUAUUUUCACACACGCAGACUAUGUACCCUGGUGUGUGGAACAUUGCUGACUGUUAAAUAUACAGGCCGUUCACUUUUUGAAGACAGGUCGUGAUAAUUUCUUGUCUCAAGACCCGUGGAAAGGGAUCAUUGAAGAAAACAUAUCUUCUUUGCUCGAGAACAAAGAGGCCCAGCCGCAUCUAAAAAUGCUCCUCGUUUUAUGCAACGAAGGCUUUGGCAACUUGCCGAAAUUUGUGCGACGCUGCCAGAUGGUCCAUUUCGGAUCUCGAGACUCCGAAUCGGCAGAGAAGGCUGCGCAAUUGAUGUGCAGCCUCGCAGACAUGGAGAGGGCUCUUGAGUUCGCAUAUCUUGAAUUAUUUGAGAAGACCGCUGAUUUGGGCCUGAUAUGCGACAGGACCGAUCCCAACUCCAUCACCGGAAGCAGCUACGAGCUCUCAUCCGUCUACCUGGCUCAAUUUUUGGUGUCGUCACUCGGCCUCCAGUUCUACAUGCUGCGAAUGCUCUAUGACUGUAGCAUCGUCUAUGAUCCAGAUGAAACUCCUGGCCUCUAUGUCAAGCUCACAGAAUUAUGCGUGAAGGUCUGGAAGUUCGCCCCAUAUCUGAAAAGCCUGGAGGCUUGUGUAGCUUCUAGCACAAUCAGCAACCUUUUCCCGACUUUGGAAUUUGCGAACGUAG
Clonostachys solani is the source of this 1550-nucleotide messenger RNA. The record is from the annotation of a GenBank genome assembly. Lineage: Eukaryota; Fungi; Ascomycota; Sordariomycetes; Hypocreales; Bionectriaceae.